GCAUGAGCAGAUAAGACCUAACAUGGACAAUUCACUUAACACUGCAGUCCACAACAGGAGCAAUCAGAUAAUGCUGUGGAAAUGACAAGCGUGCUUUUCACCUGCAAAGAUCUCAACUCCUUCUGACACCUACCUCUGUGACAGCUUUCUUCUAAGGAGAUUAUCCUCCUUUUUUUUGUCUUUGCAAGAUGUCUAUGAGAACUCUCCCCCUGGUUUUCAUUAAUCUGGGUGGAGAGAUGCUUUACAUACUGGACCAACGCCUGCGGGCUCACAACACCUCAGAGGACCAUUCAGACAAAGGAUUGUGGUCAGAAAAUGACAGGAAGAGAGUUAUGAACGACAUCGUCGGGACCAUGUUCAGUAAAGCUUUCAUGGAUGAACUUCUCAAACCUCAACAGCUGUAUUCUCACAGGACCAUGAAAACGGUGCUAACUCGGUUAGCGCAUGCCUCCAUCAUGAGACUGAACCCGGCCAGCAUGGACAGGCUUUAUGAGCUGAUGGUCAUGGCUUUCAAAUAUCAGGUCUUCCUUUGUCCACGCCCAAAAGACCUGCUGCUCAUCUCAUACAAUCACAUGGACGCCAUCAGAGAAUUUGUGAAAGACACGCCUGUGGUUGUGAACCAAGUAGACGAGACACACAGGAAAAUCAUUGAGGCAUACUCAUCUUUAUCAGAGGGUCAAUUCCAGCUCCUCAGACAGACGCUGCUCAUAUUUUUUCAAGACAUGCACGUUCGAGUGUCACUUUUCCUGAAAAAUCAGAUCCAAAAUCCCAACGGACGGUUUGCCCUGACAACAUCAGGACCAGUGCCUCAGGGGACGGAUGUUCCUGGACUUAUUAGGAUAUUUGACUGUCACGGCAGAGAAGUAAGACGAAGGGAGUUCCCCUCUGGAGGAAGUUACACCAGCGCCAUCAGAGAGGGAUCUUUUGAACUGCGCGGAAAUCGAGUCAUCAGACUGGGCAUGAACAUGUACACUGUGGACCAUCCAGAGGAGACACACACAUCCAGGGCCUCCUCUGUUAAGACAGACGACACUCCCAACCCACUGGCGAAGGAGGAACUGAACCUGCUGGCUCGUCUGAUGGGCAGCAUGAAGGCAGAGAACAAGCCCAGAGGUGAAUCCGGUUUUCGGAUCAACCUGUUUACCACAGACGAAGAGGAGGAGGAGGCAGGAGCUUCGGGUGGAGCUGAGGAGUCCUUGUAUGGAGUGAUAAAUAUUCAAGCAAUGCAGGAUGAGCAGGCUGCUUUGGAGCUGGCUCGAAUCGCCGGACAGUUUGCAGAACAAGAAGAGAAGCCCGAAAAGCUCAGCGGCGAUAAGGGAGAAGAGCUCCUGGCGAUGAUGGACGACCUCUGACCCUGUUUCUGUCUGGUCUUCAUCGAGUGAUUUCAGUCUCUGGUUAUGUGAUGACCUGAUGGUUCAGUUAGAUUUAUUCCUUGAAUUUUAUGCCUCAUCUUAUAAUCUUCACUGUGAGCUUCGGUUUAAUCUGAAAUAUGCAGUAUUCAGUGAAACAGAUAAAUAUGCAAGAACUCAACAUUGUAACACAUUUACGUUAGACAGAAGCUGUUUUCUAUGUUCAAUUUGCACUUGGACUGACUGGACAUUAAACUGCAAUGCCUGCUGUGCUUGAGGUUUUAUUUUCUAUUUAACAAUUUAAUGUUAAAUAAAAGUGUUUAUUUAUAUUUA
Molecule: messenger RNA, 1682 nt
Organism: Archocentrus centrarchus (flier cichlid)
Lineage: Eukaryota; Metazoa; Chordata; Actinopteri; Cichliformes; Cichlidae
Gene: oscp1a
Product: organic solute carrier partner 1a
Exons: 11
Coding region: 189-1352 (387 amino acids)
Biological process (GO): transport
Cellular component (GO): plasma membrane; cytoplasm
Source: RefSeq, a predicted model, not a curated record